Helianthus annuus (common sunflower) is the source of this 588-nucleotide messenger RNA. RefSeq names its product GDSL esterase/lipase At4g10955-like. The transcript has 4 exons. The coding region runs from base 1 to 588 and encodes 195 amino acids. Lineage: Eukaryota; Viridiplantae; Streptophyta; Magnoliopsida; Asterales; Asteraceae. The record is from RefSeq and is a predicted model, not a curated record.
AUGGAUAAAGAACUGGUUGAACUCAGCAUUGUUGCAAAUCUUCUUUCGAUGAGUCUUAGGGUUCUCUUGGUGCUUAGAAAUGUGAAUAAUUUGACAUAUUCUCUGCGCAUUCAUGAAAUCGAUAGUAAGAUUGAGAGUCAGGACCCGAGCUUGAAGAACUUGGAAGGCAUAAUUUCUGAAAGGGAAAGUUUUGAGCUUUGCGGUCCUUCACACUUAACUAACAUUGACUGGACUAAUCCAGAUCACCGAAGAUCCGUUGCAGCAUGCUUGGUUCAAGGAGUAUACAUCUUAGAGCGGGACCGUCAAGAAAACCGUCAAGCAUCAAAAGCUCUCGCUCCUCCAUGGUGGAACUUCUUCCAGUUUGACUUACACAGUCAACUCAUAGACGACGCUGAUUCAUGCAUCUUCGGUGCCAUCUACAAAUCCAAACACCCACCUUCACAACACACCCCGUCUUACGUCAUCGCUUUCCGUGGCACGUUAAUCAAAGGCAACGCGUUCUCACGUGACUUGGAACUCGACAUCCACAACAUAAAAAACGGAUUGCAUCUAACAUCAAGAUUCGAUAUCCCACAAUUUCUCAUGUGA